UGGAGUAGGUCACACUCCAGAGUCUGGACGAAGAAAUCUGGAGGAAGUUAAAAGUCAGACUGUCUUGCCAUGAGAGUUCAAGAGGAUUGUGAACAUGUGGAAAACUAUGCGAACCAGAUGCUGCUUAACCAGCUGAGGGAGAUCACUGGCAUUCAGGACCUCCAGAUUCUCCAGCGUGUCCUUAAUGAAAGCCAGGAGGACAUUAGCCAUGCUGUUGCACUCCUCACUGCACAAACAGUGGAGAAGGAACAAGUACCUGAGGAAGCUUCGACUUCAGAGUAUCACAGAGAACCUUCUCAUCAAUACAGCAAAACAGCUAAUGAUGAACUGCAGGUCGCCAUUGAGCUCAGUCUUCAGGAGUCUCAGCAGGCCGAGGCAGAGGAGAGAGAGCUCCACAGGGCUCUGGAGGCCAGUGCUGAGGAGAAUGCAGUCCAUGUGAAGAGGAAGAAGAAUGAGGUGUCAGGAGAGAUGUGCAGUCCCACAGACUGGAUCAGGCAGGAGGGUUGGCCUGUAGGCAUCCGCAAUGUGGGAAAUACCUGCUGGUUCAGCGCCGUCAUCCAGUCUCUGUUCCAUCUGCCGGUGUUUCGCAGACUGGUGCUCAAUUACUGCCUGUCUGAGCGCGUGCUGGAGAAAUGCAAGAGCCACUCUGAGAAGAGAAAUAUAGCAUUCAUGCAGGAGUUGCGAUGCCUCUUUGCUCUGAUGGUGGGCUCUAAUCGCAGGUUUGUGGACCCCACUGCAGCUGUGGAGCUGCUCAGGGACGCUUUUAGGACCAGCGAGGCACAGCAGGAUGUUAGUGAGUUCACACACAAGCUGCUCGACUGGCUCGAGGACGCCUUCCAACUGGCAGCUAAUGGCAGUAAUCCAGAAGAUAAACAGGACAACCCAAUGGUUCAGCUUUUCUACGGGACAUUCGUAGCCCAAAGAGUUCAUGAAGGUAAGAUCCUCUCCACCAUCGAGCAGUUUGGACAGUAUCCUCUGCAGGUGAAUGGGUUCAACAAUUUGGAUGAGUGCCUGGAGGGUGCGAUGGUAGCAGCAGAGAUCGAAUCACUACACUGUGAUCAAACUGUGUCGUCUGGACAGGAGCGAUGGUUCUCCAAGCUGCCACCAGUGUUGACCUUCGAACUCUCCAGAUUUGAGUUCAAUCAGUCUUUAGGACGACCAGAAAAAAUACACAAAAAGCUUGAGUUCCCUCAGAUUAUCUACAUGGACAGAUACCUUCACAGAAAUGUUGAACAGACACACGGAAGAAGAGGAGAGGUAAAGAGGCUCAAGGACCAGUUAACAGUUCUUCAGCAGAAACUUGAAAGCUAUAAAAGCUAUGGUUCUGGGCCGAACAAGUACCCACUGGCAGACAUGCUGCAGUAUGUUUUAGAGUUUGCGACCUCAAAGCAGACAAACACAAGCACGUCUCCUACUUCAGCCGGACCUGCCAGCACUCUUGCACACACAGAACCCAGCUCUGAACACACCAGCCAAACAGAAGCAGAUGAUGCCGGUUCAUCAGAUGGUUCAGGCUCCACACAGAACUCUACACAGAGAACGCCCAUCCACAAGCCCUUCACCCAGUGUAAACCCCCCGCUGACUGGCCUCAGCACCCGGCACCUGGCAGCGUGAGCGAGGAGGAGCUGCACUUUGUCAGGAGCUGCCUGCAGCGCUGGAGAACUGAGGCAGAGAACAACAUGAACGAGCUCAAGGCCAGCAUUGACAAGGUCAGCCAGGCUCUGGAGGGGAUGUACUCAGAUAACAGUCUAUGUCAGGUGCCGUACAGGCUACAUGCCGUUCUUGUUCAUGAGGGACAGGCUUCUGCUGGUCAUUACUGGGCCUACAUCUAUGAUCAUGCCCAUAAACGCUGGCUCAAGUACAAUGAUGUGAUGGUGACUGAGUCAUCAUGGGAGGAGCUGGUGCGAGACUCUUAUGGAGGAAUGACGAAUGCCAGUGCUUACUGUCUAAUGUACAUUAAUGACAGACUGCCACAUCUCAUAGCAGAGGACACAGACAAUGAGACGGGGCAGGUUCUGCAAGGCAUGGACUCCCUUCCUGCUAUAUUGAAACGCUUCGUCCGUGAGGACAACCGUUGGUUCCAGCAGCAACUGAGGGAAUGGGAGGAGCAACUCCAUCAGGCACCUCAGGAUGAGACACGGGUUCCCAUAACACAGGCUCCCACCAACAAAGAGGAGAGCACUUCAGAACCAGAGCACCCAAAUCCAGAACCAGAGCACCCAAAUCCAGAACCAGAGUGCCCAAAUCCAGAACCAGAGUGCCCAAAUCCAGAACCAGAGCACCCAAAUCCAGAACCAGACCGCAAACACAGCCAUGAGAAACCUGAAGAAGCAACCCCAGAGGCAGAGCAGGAGCCAGUCCAGGAUUCAGAAGAGGCCACAACCAGCAUGGGAGCUCUUGAUUUGUCACCAGAGAGCAGUAAGGGGGUGAAGGAGGGUACUGAGGAUGCCACCUCUCUCAGUCUGACCCACAGCCAGCUGGAUGAGAGUCAGAGUCCUGUAUCAACAUCUCAAAAGGAUGAGGAGACGGUGAAAGAAGAAAGUGAGAUAAUUAAUCAGACUGUAAAUGAGCAGACAGAAACAGAAGCAGCAUCAGACCCACAAGCUGAGACUGAAGAGGCUGAAGCACAGGCUGCAUCAGCAGAGGACAGCCAAGCCGAGGCCAGACAACCGGAGAAUGAGGUGUCAGAGGUCGAGAUCCCGAAUGUGGGCAAGAUCCUGGUGCUUUCUGAUGCAGACGGAUAUAACGAGGAGAUGAUGCUUACCCCGGCCAUGCAGGGUGUGAUCCUAGCCAUAGCCAAAGCCAGACAAGUCUUUGACAAGGACGGUCCUGAAGCAGGGCUUAUCAAGGCAUUUCAUGAAGAGUACUCCAGACUGUACGAGAUGUCUCAGGAGGAGAUCACCCCCCAGCAGGACCCUCGGCUCCAGCAUGUCUUGAUCUAUCUCUUCCAGAACAAAGCACCUGACCGGAUCAUUGAGAGAACUCUGCUGGAGCAGUUCGGUGACCGAAACUUGAGCUUUGAUGAGAGGUCUAUCAGUAUCAUGAGGGAGGCCAGAGCCAAACUUCGGCUCAUCAAACCAGAAGACAUGGACAUGGAGGAGUACUUGCAAUGGCAUGACGACUACAGCAUGUUCAAGACGGUAUUUGCCUACCUGCUGACAGGACUUGAGCAAUACCAAAAUGGAAAAAUUCGAGAAGCGUUGAUUUAUCUUGCACAUGCUUACCAAGACAAUGCAGCCCUGCUUAAGGGCGGGGAAAAGAGAGGAGUGGACCACAAUCUGAUCGCACUUUACAGGAGAAAAUGUCUGAAGGAGCUGAAUCAGAAUGCAGUAACGCUGUUUAAAAGCGGAGAAGAGAGCGAUGUAGAGGAGGGCAUGAUCAUCAUGAACGACUGUGUCAUCCCCUGUAUGCACCUUAUGGUCAGAGACAGCAUCACACAGGAGGACAUGGAUGCUAUUGAAGCAAUCAGGAGUCACUGGUGCUCUUAUCUGGGACAGGAUAUGGACGAGUUCCAGCAGGAGAAGCUGAGCGAGUUCUUGCCGAGGGUUCUGGACUGCUCGGCUGAGAGGGUGGUGCUGAAAGAGCCACCCAAAGUAAGAAAGUCACCCCAUGACUUGUGCAGCCGCCUGGCCGCCGUCAUGGAGUCCAUCCACAGCACGUCAGUCGUCACUGUGAAGUGAGCACACACAGGGGAGGUGACAUCAUGCUGACAUCAUGGUAAUAUGCCACCAUUUAGCCCCUGAAUCCUGCUAAAUGGUCAACCACUGAGUUUCAAUUGUUGUUGCACUGAAUAUAGAGCUGUGUCACUUUUUAUACAUAUUUUAACUCGCAUUGGUCGACCUGGACACUUCACUGCAUAGUCUAGCAUUUGCAGAACUUUUGUUUGGUUGAUCUCAGGAAAGAUCAAUUGGAUUUUAUCUUGUUUCACAGAAUCCAUUUUCAUCAUGAAGGCUGGGUAUUUAGGGGAGAAUAUGUGAUACUUUGACUUUUCACAUGUACCAUAGAAUGACGUUGUGAAAUGAACCCACAGUAACCAUAGUCACGUUGUUUCAGAUUGCUCUACUGGUUUUCCACUCCUCUGUUUCUUCCCUCUAAGCCUGUCCUGACCCUCAAUAAACUUUCUCUCACUUUGUUGUACUCUG
Messenger RNA from Neoarius graeffei (lesser salmon catfish), 4143 nucleotides. RefSeq names its product ubiquitin specific peptidase 28 (gene usp28). NCBI's taxonomy places the organism in Eukaryota, Metazoa, Chordata, Actinopteri, Siluriformes, Ariidae. The transcript has 26 exons. Gene Ontology annotation, cellular component: cytosol; nucleus. Gene Ontology annotation, biological process: protein deubiquitination; regulation of protein stability; DNA damage checkpoint signaling. The coding region runs from base 70 to 3681 and encodes 1203 amino acids. The record is from RefSeq and is a predicted model, not a curated record. Gene Ontology annotation, molecular function: cysteine-type deubiquitinase activity; protein binding; cysteine-type endopeptidase activity.